Molecule: messenger RNA, 954 nt
Organism: Polypterus senegalus (gray bichir)
Lineage: Eukaryota; Metazoa; Chordata; Cladistia; Polypteriformes; Polypteridae
Product: odorant receptor 131-2-like
Exons: 1
Coding region: 1-954 (317 amino acids)
Biological process (GO): G protein-coupled receptor signaling pathway
Cellular component (GO): membrane
Molecular function (GO): G protein-coupled receptor activity
Source: RefSeq, a predicted model, not a curated record
AUGGAACUGAAUAUCUCCCAAAACAAUAACAGUCAAGUACUCAUCUAUGGCAAAAAUAUUCAAUCUAAUUUUUACAGGGUAGUACUGGCACAAGUACUUGUGUGUGUCUUCCUCUACAUCAACUUGGUGAUGCUUUUCUCGUUCUUUAAAAAAGAAGCCUUUCGACAGGAUACUCGUUACAUUUUGUUUGCUCACAUGUUGUUUGUUGAUACUUUGAUGCUGAUAGUAACAGACUUAGGAAUGCUCCUGAUGUACUUUUGUAUAUUGGUUCCAGGUGGGUAUUGUAUCCUGUUCUGUACAUUUAUGGAAACCCUUACUUUCUACACACCAUUAACUCUGACUGCCAUGUGCCUGGAGCGCUACAUUGCUAUCUGUAUUCCAUUGAGACACGCAGAGAUCUCCACAGUUCAUCGCACCCUUUUCGGUGUUCUGCUUAUUUGGAUACUUGGAUUCAUCCUCGGCAGUACUUCUUUAUUCACUGUACUUGCUACACAGCCUGUUAGUUUUUACGUGGAGAGUUACAUCUGCAGUUAUGAAAUAAUGCUAAUAUACGUCUGGCAAUCUGAUCUGAGAUCUUGCAUCUGCCUUGUGGUGUUCCUAGCAAUAUUCUUCUUUAUUGCAUUGACUUAUGUAAAAAUCAUGUUUGCAGCAAGAGCAGCCUCUGUAGAGAAAACGUCUGCCUCUAAAGCUCGACAUACUGUGCUUUUGCAUGCUGUUCAGCUUGUUUUAUCUUUAAUUGCUCUGGUUUGCCCUUUUAUUGAAACACCCAUUAUGCAAAUAAGUUUUAACAUUUUUUCAGAUGUGCGAUAUUUUAAUUUUCUUAGUUUUACAUUAUUUCCCCGAUGCUUAAGUCCUCUUAUUUAUGGUGUAAGGGAUGAAAAAUUCUACUCUGUUUUUUGCUAUUAUAUAAUCUGUGGAAUUAAUAAAUCUGUGUCUCCAAAAUUACAGAUGUAG